Messenger RNA from Closterium sp. Naga37s-1, 912 nucleotides. The record is from the annotation of a GenBank genome assembly. Lineage: Eukaryota; Viridiplantae; Streptophyta; Zygnematophyceae; Desmidiales; Closteriaceae.
AUGACGAUUGGUGCGGAUCGGCCGAUCUUCGGCCGAUCCGCUUCAGGUGACGCGUCCUUAGUAGACGCGAGCAUCUGGGUACUGCAGCUUCUCAAGGCCAUGCGCGGAGAGCUGCUGCCGGGCGCGCACGUGCUGGGCUUCCUGCGGCGCGUGUGCAAGCUGCUCUUCCUGCGCGUCCGCCCGCUCAUCGUCUUAGACUGCGCCACGCCCGCGCUCAAGCACCGCACCGUCCUUGCGCGCCGUCGCCAGCGGGAGAACGCGCAGAUCUACCUGCGCUGGACAGCGGAGAAGCUGCUGCUCUACCAGGUGCGCGUGGCCAGGGGGGAGAAGGGGGUCGCAGAUGACGGCCAGAUCUCUCCCCCCCCUUCUCCUGUGUUCCGCACCUGUUUUUAUCCACCCUCCGUGGCAUAUAUUCCCUCUCUGUCCCUGUCCUCUCCUCUCAUUCCUAACUCCCCUCCUUGUUCUGUCUCCCUUCCCUGUUCUAUCUCCCACCUCUGUCCUACCCCCCUUCCCGGUCCUCUCUCCCCUCUCCGUCCCAACUCCUCUCCGCUUCCUAUCCCCCCCUCUCCGCCCUGUCCUAUCCCCUCUCUCCGCCCUGUCCUAUCCCCCCCUCUCUGCCCUGUCCUAUCCCCCCCUCUCCGCCCUGUCCUAUCCCCCCCUCUCCGCCUUGUCCUAUCCCCCCCUCUCCGCCCUGUCCUAUCCCCUCUCUCCGCCCUGUCCUAUCCCCCCCUCUCCGCCCUGUCCUAUCCCCCCCUCCCUGCCCUGUCCUAUCACCCACUCUCCGCCCUGUCCUAUCCCCUCUCUCCGCCCUGUUCUAUCCCCCCUCUCCGCCCUGUCCUAUCCCCUCACUCUGCCAUGUCUCCACCCCUCUCUCUUUUCCCUAUCCUAUCCCCCCUCUCUGCCCUGUCCUAA